This is a messenger RNA of Eupeodes corollae, 663 nucleotides long. RefSeq lists its product as uncharacterized. The transcript has 2 exons. Lineage: Eukaryota; Metazoa; Arthropoda; Insecta; Diptera; Syrphidae. Bases 193 to 663 code for a protein of 156 amino acids. The record is from RefSeq and is a predicted model, not a curated record.
UUAGUCUCGCGUGAAUGAAGUGCAAAAGAGAAAGAAAGAACGAAAAGAUGAAACAGAAAUAAAUCUAUCUGAACACGCACGGGUAGAAAUUUCCUUGCGUGUUUUUGACGUUUCUCUUUCUACUCUUUCUCUCUUUUUUGGAUUUGCUUUAUUUCAUUUUGAAUUGUUGAUGAAUGAAGAACAGAAAUAAAAAUGGCUGAGGAAUUCAAAUGGAGCAAGGAAUUAACGUCCGAGCUCAUUUUGAAUUAUGAAAUGCACCCCAUUCUCUAUAAUCCUUGCCAUCCGGAAUAUAUAACAAACAGGGUCAAAAAGGCAGAUGCAUUUCAAAGUUUGUUAAAUGCACUGAAGCCUUUUGAUCCGAAUAUAACAAUGGAUGCAAUAAAAAGAAAAAUCCGUACAUUGCGUAGUCAAUUUUCUAAGGAGUUGCGUGAAACGGAAAAGUCGAAGAAGAGUGGGGCUGGUGCCGAUGAUUUACAUGAGCCUAAACUCUGGUGUUAUGACCAAUUAGUCUUCUUAAAAACUUACUGCAAAACCCGAACAUCGGAAUCGAAUAUUGAAGAGAACAGCGAGCAAAACCCAGUACCCAGUCCCUCCUACCACUCCAGCACUCAAGAUUCGGAUUUUGAAAAUAAUUAUACAAGCAAAAAAAAAGUAAGCACAUAA